Messenger RNA from Spodoptera exigua (beet armyworm), 1403 nucleotides. NCBI's taxonomy places the organism in Eukaryota, Metazoa, Arthropoda, Insecta, Lepidoptera, Noctuidae. The record is from the annotation of a GenBank genome assembly.
AAACUCGAUUAUAAAUGCGAGUAUAUGGGAAUCUUCAGUUGUUAUAGCAACUAGUAGUACUAAGGUGUUAGGACUCGCAGCCAAUGUUCUAAAAAACAGCAUUUUCCUAUGUUCCCAAUUCGAUAAAGAUAGUGGAAUGCAUUACACUUUUUUAAUGUAACAAGCAAUGUAGGUAAUCAUAUAGGACGCGACUGACCUUUAAAAAAUUUUUUUAUUUUUCAAGCAUAAAAUGUAAAAAAGACAAUUUCUGUAUUUUAACCAAACUUUUUUUUACACUUAUUACUCAACAUCUACUACAUACAUUGUCGAUAUAAUAAGAACAAUUUAAUCAUAUACUGCACCGGAGACAUCAGUAAAAUGUCUGUAUGUAGAAAAAUAACGUCUAUUCACACAGUAUUUUUCACUUCUGGCAAUAACAGUACUUCACUAACACACUGAUUAUCAUUUCAUUGACACUGCUCAUGAGAGAGUUGCUGGUGUACAUCCAUGUCUGUCAACUGCUUGUUCGGGAAUUUGCUCAUGAAAAAUUCGCGUAUUUUGGUCGCAAACAGAUUGCUGAGGUUCAACAAAAACUGAAGGCUGGGGGGUCAGGCCAUAAAGAGGCUGUCGAUUUUGCGUAUCACAAAAUUGUUGUCCUUCUAACUGCUGAGAAUCAACUACAUAAGGAUCUUGGAAAUUUUGGCUAAAAUCACUCUGUAUGGGUGAAGAAGUAUUUGUCAAUUGGGCCCUUAAAUAUUCUUGUUUAACUGCAACAGCUUCAGAGAUUGGUUCGUACAUAGGAUUGUAAGUAUUUAACUUAAAAUCGGAUUGUAGCUGCUGGUAUGGAUAAUUGAUUUGCUGGUGGUGGACGUGACUUUGAUUUACAAACCCAAAGCCUCUAUUUAAUACAGCUUGCCUUGGCGAAAUGUCUUCAGAAUCAUAAGCAGGUCUUUGGGAAAAAGAUUGGAAAUUAGAUGGACCAAAAAUUGGUUGUUGGGGUGUCAGAUUUAUAAUGGGCAGCGAUCUCGUCUGUGCAAGCCCGCUAUUAACAGUAGCUUGUCUUGAUAAAUUGUCUGGAAUUUGCUCAUAUGAUGCUAUUUGGGGAUAAUGGUUCAGAACUGAAAAUUGUUGAUUUGGAAUUUGGCUAACAUUAACCUGUUCGUGCCAUGGGGUUUGGUUUAUUCGUGAGAAAUAUAAUUCAUUAGGUUGUUCUAACAUCGCUGAUUCAGGAUUAGUCUCUAAAGCAAGUGGAGAAGACCUAUACAUUUUAGAAUCAUCAGGAUAUCGAGGCUCAUCAUAACCAGCCUGAAGAUUAUUCUGUCCAAAUGUACAGGGAUAUAUUUGCUCCUGAGCGGGUUGCCAAACAGGGUUAUGAUUACCGAUUUCCCCGAAAGUGGGAGUUUUUACAUUGGGUGAUGCGAGGG